AUACCUCAGCCGCCCAUAAUAACCAUCCACAUUGCUCCAAACCCCUCUAUCUCUCUCUAAAUAUUUAACCACACAACACAACAGAAAACACCAACCAUAUGGAGAGAAGAAUCUCACUGUAACUCUGAAUACUUCUUCUUCAUCCAAACAGUACUUGAAACUAUACAAACAUGAACUAAAAGCUUUUAGUACUAUAGAUAGAGAGAGGAAAAAGAAAAAAAAAAUUGCUUUAUACACAGCCCCAGAAAACAAAACAAAAAUGAGUAGUAGUCCUGAAGACUCCUUAAGAAGUCUCUCUUUAGAUUAUCUCAAUCUCCUUAUCAAUGGUCAAGCUUUUAGUGAUGUUAUUUUUAAUGUUGAAGGUCGUUUAGUCCAUGCUCAUAAGUGUAUCCUGGCAGCCCGGAGUCAUUUCUUCCGGAAAUUCUUCUGCGGGCCUGGCUCCCCUCAAUCCGGCCAGCAGCUCGACCCCGGGCUGAGAAACUUAGGGCCCGGAUCCCCGAGGGAUGCGGGCUCUCAGGGUGUUAUACCGGUUAAUUCGGUAGGGUACGAGGUGUUCUUAUUGAUGAUGCAGUUUUUGUAUAGUGGACAAGUAUCAAUUGUGCCACAAAAACAUGAGCCUAGGCCUAAUUGUGGAGAAAGAGGUUGUUGGCAUACACAUUGUACCUCAGCCGUUGAUCUUGCACUUGAUACUCUCUCAGCCGCUAGAUCUUUUGGUGUUGAAGAACUUGCUUUGUUCACUCAGAAGCAAUUGGCAAUCAUGGUAGAAAAAGCUUCAAUUGAGGAUGUGAUGAGAGUUCUAAUAGCAUCAAGGAAGCAAGACAUGAACCAACUAUGGACUACUUGUUCACAUUUGGUUGCAAAAUCAGGCCUUCCACCUGAAAUCUUAGCCAAACACCUUCCCAUUGAUGUUGUAGCCAAAAUCGAAGAACUCCGCCUCAAAUCCAAUCUAGCACGUCGAUCACUAAUGCCACAUCAUCACCACCACCAAGAUCCUGGUUCUGCAGCCGAGCUCGAGGACCAGAAAAUCCAUCGCAUGAGACGAGCACUAGACUCGUCCGACGUUGAGCUUGUCAAGCUCAUGGUAAUGGGAGAAGGCCUAAAUCUUGAUGAAUCAAUUGCAUUGCAUUAUGCGGUUGAAAAUUGUAGCAGGGAAGUAGUGAAAGCGUUACUCGAGCUAGGUGCAGCGGAUGUUAAUUUCCCUGCAGGUCCUGCACGGAAAACUCCGCUGCACAUUGCAGCUGAAAUGGUGUCACCAGAUAUGGUAGCGGUUCUAUUAGACCACCAUGCUGAUCCCAACGUCCGAACGUUAGAUGGUGUCACUCCUUUGGACAUUUUACGGACCCUAACGUCCGAUUUUCUAUUUAAAGGGGCUGUCCCAGGAAUCCCUCACAUUGAACCGAAUAAGUUAAGACUUUGCCUCGAACUCGUUCAAUCAGCAGCUAUGGUGAUUUCAAGAGAGGAAGGGAACACGAAUAUGGACCCGUCUUCGACGAAUAUUUAUCCACCUAAUAUGAGUGAUGAUCAUACUUCUAGCACAAGCAGUGGUACUGGGAACAUUGGAUCAAAUCUUAACAUUGAUUCAAGAAUGGUGUAUUUAAAUCUAGAUGGUGGAGUUACUAAUACUUCAACUCAUGAUCCUUCAUCAAUGUACCACCAUUCACAUGAGUAUUAAGAUUAUUUAUAUUAUACAUAUUUUAUUUGAACAAUUCAUUAAUUGAGACAGACUAUAAUGUCUGAUGAUCUAGAUUUACUUAAUACCAUUCAGAUAGGUUUACUUAUA
Molecule: messenger RNA, 1780 nt
Organism: Lycium barbarum (goji berry)
Lineage: Eukaryota; Viridiplantae; Streptophyta; Magnoliopsida; Solanales; Solanaceae
Product: regulatory protein NPR5-like
Exons: 2
Coding region: 260-1672 (470 amino acids)
Biological process (GO): plant organ development
Molecular function (GO): protein binding
Source: RefSeq, a predicted model, not a curated record